Molecule: messenger RNA, 1538 nt
Organism: Tripterygium wilfordii
Lineage: Eukaryota; Viridiplantae; Streptophyta; Magnoliopsida; Celastrales; Celastraceae
Product: transmembrane protein 64-like
Exons: 5
Coding region: 301-1233 (310 amino acids)
Source: RefSeq, a predicted model, not a curated record
UGAAGAAAUUUCCACGAGCACUUUCCCUUCCUUUUCAUUUGCCUUCAAUGAAUUUUUUUUAUUUAAACUAAAAAGAUUUUGAAAGAAAUGAAGGGGCUGCCUGUAAUCUGCUGCUGCUGUUGCUGCUGAUACAGAUUGUUGAAAAAAAAUCUCAGCUCUGCUUAUAUUGGAAGCAAAGCGAGCAAGCAAAACCAAUUUCAAUUUCAAGUUUUUGACUUUACGCCAACCUCAAAAGACGCCUUUCUCCGACUCCUCCGGAACUCUAGAUUCUUACGAGCAGCCUUCAGUAGCUCAUUACAGAUGCUCCCGUCUGAGGAGUUGGGGAAAGAAGGUGCAAACUCUCAGCAUUACUCUAUUGAAGACAAUGAGUAUGUUAGAUUGGUUAUAUCCAAUGAACCAGGUGCGACUGAAGCUGAUAUGCUAUCAUCUCAGGCAAACACUAGGAUUGACACUUCCAUUUGGUGGCUCAGAGCCUUAUUUCUUUCCAUUGUUGUUAUCAUCUGUCUUCUCAUACUCGUGAAAUGGGGAGUGCCAUUUGUUUUUGAGAAGGUUCUCCUCCCAAUGAUGCAAUGGGAAGCUACUGCAUUUGGUCGUCCAGUUCUUGCCCUUGUGCUUGUUGCUUCUCUUGCAUUAUUUCCUGUGUUCUUAAUUCCUUCAGGGCCUUCCAUGUGGUUGGCUGGAAUGAUCUUUGGAUAUGGUUUUGGGUUUCUUAUAAUUAUGGUUGGAACAACUAUCGGGAUGGUCCUACCUUAUUGGAUUGGACUACUAUUCCGUGAUCGCAUUCAUCAAUGGUUACAAAAAUGGCCGAAGAAAGCUGCUAUACUUAGACUUGCUGCCGAGGGGAGCUGGUUCCAUCAAUUUCGAGUAGUUGCCAUCUUUAGGGUUUCACCAUUUCCUUACACUAUUUUCAAUUAUGCAAUAGUGGUAACAAGUAUGAGAUUGUGGCCCUACCUAUGCGGUUCAGUUGCUGGCAUGGUUCCAGAAGCUUUCAUCUACAUCUACAGUGGAAGGUUGAUAAGGACGUUUGCAGAUGUGCACUAUGGAAACCGUCACAUGACUACGGUGGAGAUUGUAUACAACAUUAUAUCCCUCAUCGUUGCAGUCAUCACCACAGUUGCCUUCACAGUUUAUGCUAAAAGAGCGUUAAAGAAGCUUGAGAGGUCUGAGACCGGAAAAGAAGCCCGUGACUUUAACCAUGGUAGUCUUGAGAUGGAAAAGCUUCCACUUGAAUGAGCAAAGCUUUCAGACUUCUCUUCCUUUUCACUAUAACCGGUAGAAUAUUGGAGAACAUGUUAGCUGUAAAAAUCUUGACAUAUUAUAGCGGUGUAGAGUCCUGAAUCAUUACUCUCUUUUUAGGUCCUUCCGCUCUUCUUUUUCAUUUCCAUAGAUUUCCAUGGUUACUGUCUGAUGACUGUUACCAUGGAACUAGAAUACUGAGAAAUAGAUAUGGUAUAUUUGAUGUGAUUAUACAAGCGACCGGCUUCUUGUGAAUAUUCCGUGUGAUUGUUUUAUGGAUACAACAUUGUGGCUUUGCUGAA